AUGUCUCAUGACCAGGAGAGGACCUUCAAGGAAAUCGAAAUAUAUUCCAAGAGAUCGAACAAAGGCCAUCUUUAUCCCAGACCAGAUCUCAUCAUUCUAAACCGCUACCUGAACGAUACCGCCAUACAUAGAUCGGUCGCCGAGUCUCCGAGUGCUAUUCCUGCGAACUCGGGCGAGAGUGUGACGGACAAUUUCGCUGUGAUCCAUGAUAUCAGGGCUGGUGACGGUAUUUGUUUUGAAGGAUCACUGAAAGAGUUAGUAGACUUCGGGGCCUACGACAGCCCCUCUACGUCAUUGCUCCUCUUCCUGCGCGGCUCCGCCUCGCCUCAGUGGCUGGCGGCUGUUGAAGGACUAUAUAGAGCCAGCCCCGAGCUCUAUUGGCGCCAUUUGGAUUUCCAAACAUUCGCAUCUGGGGCUAGAGACUUGUAUACUCCACCGGUGCUACCCGGGGCCUGA
Molecule: messenger RNA, 456 nt
Organism: Trematosphaeria pertusa
Lineage: Eukaryota; Fungi; Ascomycota; Dothideomycetes; Pleosporales; Trematosphaeriaceae
Exons: 2
Coding region: 1-456 (151 amino acids)
Source: RefSeq, a predicted model, not a curated record